Molecule: messenger RNA, 5085 nt
Organism: Brugia pahangi
Lineage: Eukaryota; Metazoa; Nematoda; Chromadorea; Rhabditida; Onchocercidae
Source: the annotation of a GenBank genome assembly
AUGGAAAAGCAGGCGAACAGGAUAGAACGGCUUGGUGCACUGCUAUCAUCACGCAAUGCCUUAGUACGACGUGAAGCCGCUCAAGCUCUUGGCCAUUUUCCACUUACAAAUUCCUACGUUAUUGAUAUUCUGAAGAAUAAUUUCCAAUCUAGUGCAUGGGAUACACGAGAGGCAGCAGUUGAGGCAUUCCGGGCUAUUCUUAAAGCUAUGCCUUCUAAAAGUCAGGUUGUGUCACCGCGAAUCGAUAGUGUUUCUCGACUGAAUCUGAGAGAUGCUGUACGAACUUAUCACCCAUUACUCAGCUGUGAGGCGGAUUUGGUGACACGAAUGGGUAUCUGCAGUUUUGGUGAACAACGGAAAUUGGUUGAUGAACAGUUAGAUUUCCAGUCUGUUGUUGGUAUCUCAUCUGGAACUUUUCUUUCAGAGGAUGAUUUUAGUUCAUCUGGAAAUGUCAAAGAAACUAUCCCGGAGAAAAAGUUAGAUCUUGUAACUUCUGAUGCUAUUGAUUGUGAUGAUAGUUUGGAAGAGUUAGAUGCAGCAGUUUAUUCAAUCUGUAUCCAGUUGAUGCGUGAUGUAGUUGAUGUCAAGUGGGAAAUUCGACAUGGAGCUGCUCUAGCAAUUGCGUGUAUCUUAACAAUUGCUCCUUCGCGGCUUUCUUCAUUGUUGGUGGACAUUCUAGCAACUAGACUUCUCCAAGCUAUUGCGCUUGAUAAAUUCAUUGAUUUUUCUUCUGGAAGAACAGCAGUAGGUCCAGUUCGGGAAGCAGUUGCAGAAUGUAUUGCACGCCUGACAAUGGUUUUCUCAACUCCAGAAUUUGUAGAUAUUAUUUUUGACCAUAUAUAUACAUUGCAUAAAAUGACCGAUGGUAUCCAAACUGAAUGUCAGAACGCUAAUGAUUUGGAGUCUCACAAACGCAUAUGGUUCCAUCGUCAAGCGGCACUGUUAAUAAUAAAGUAUCAUUUAGCAGGACCAUACUAUGAUGUUAAGUUCAAUGAAGUCUUCAAAUUAUUACUGUGUUCAUUUGAGGAUUCCCACGACGAGGUAUGUGCUUCAGCUUUGUCCGCGAUCACAACUCUUUUCUGCAAAGAUGAUUUGAAGCCAGAAGUUUCGGAAAUGAUCUCACAUGUAGAACACGUUAUUUAUCGUUUUAUUGAAUCUACAUGCAGUGUCUCGAGAAAUCAGUUAUUGGAUAUUGACACAGUAGCAGUUGAUCUUUUGUCGUUGUUAGUUAUUUGGUUGCAAGGUGAUUCUUCACGAAAAUUACCCUAUUCCGUGUCAAAUAACCUUUCUCAUCUUUUGGAUCCGUUACAUAUCACUUUAUCGCUUAAAGUAGUCAGUGUUUUUUCCGUAUCUUUCUCAAGACGAUCGCCUUUAAAGGAUAACCAUGAGUGCGAGGAAUUCGAAACAUGUACAAUGUCAGUAUUAGCAUCUUUAUUUCGUGUUGUACUUUUUGCUGGACCGCAAGAUACGGAGGAUCUCAUCGAAGCUUGUAUAUUAUGCGUUCAUCGUAUCGUCGAGCAUUUUAUAUUUGUAAAGCAUUUACCGCAAGCUUUGGUUGAAACAAUUGGUCGUUGGACUGCUUGUCUUCUCAUUGAUGCGCGGAAUGCAGAAAUUGAUCUCGAAAAAUGCAAUGUGGGUGCAAGCGCUGGCCGGAGUCCCACGGAAUGCUUAUGUGGUGAUGAAAUACGAUCUUUGAGCGAUAUGAUUCGGAUUGAUGUUGUCCUAACGCGUAAACUACAUGUGGCUCGUUUUCUAGCCCCUCUAAUUUCAGCUAUUUAUAAUUUUCCUUCAAGGAUAGGCGACCAGUUACUGAGUGAAGCAGUUCAGCUGCUUAUUAUUCCUACGAUGAAGUCCUUGGUAAUCAUGCAUAGACUUGGCGGAGUACUGUUAAGUCAUGCAUGGUUUACAUAUGCAUGGAGGUCGGGAAUAACUACCGAUAUCCCCAGUUAUAUAACAGAAGUGCUUCACAGUUUAAUUAUGUCACCAAAUGCUGCUUAUGAUGACGAAAAGAUGUUUUUUUUAUACCUUGAUAAUGCUUAUAAAGAUUUUGCAUCGUACUGUCGAAAGAAAGGAGUUAGUGCAAUUGAAUUACUAGAUGUGGAAGCACAUGGCGAUACUGUUGAUAACAAUGCAAGUGCACUUUACAAUAUCUGCCACAACAUUCUGAGAGAAACGAACGACAAGGAAAUACUGCGUUUGAGGUAUGAAAGUUUCAAGUAUGCCGUCGCAACAGCCAAAGCAGUGAUGACAUCAAAUAUCUCACGUGUUAAUGCAUUGACUGUUUCCUCCUUACUAUUGAUUUAUCCAAGAUCUUUGUUGGAUUCUCCAUCACUCAAUCCUUUCGUAAAACCCCUCAUGGAACUUAUUCGUUUUGAAGAAAACAUAACUUUUGCGCAGUAUGCUCUAAAUUCGAUACCGAUUUUGUUUCGAAUAGCUUCUGAAAAGCAGCCAAAUCCCCACGCAAAAAUGAUCAAGCAAAUAGUUGUGAGUUUGGUUUCAUGUACUAAUCGAUUCCCUCCAGAAAGUGACAGUGAGGAUGUGAUCUUAUCACAAUGUGCAAGAGGACCUUUUUCUUCACGGUCUCAGAACGCAGAAUACGUCAUUCGUAUGUUGGUGACACCCGUUGCUGGAACAGAUAUGGCUUCGCUUUUGGAUUUCAGAAAUCGCAGUUCCUUGAAGGAAACUGCUAUGUUUAUGAUGGCUUACACUGUUUUCAUUGAUGAAAGCAGAAUACAACGGCGUGUUCCGCCUGACCUCUCUGACAUCGUCCUGGAGCUUGGAAUACACUUGACAUCAGAAAAUGCAGUUGUCCGGUAUUGUGCUGCUCAAUGUUUGAGUAAUAUUGCUCGUAUAGACGGAUUUCUCCGAUCAGUGCUACAGGCUGCAGUAGCACCAUUGCAGCGAAAAUUACGCACUGGUGAAACACGGGCGCACGUUCGAUGCGGUCUUGUGGAACUUCUCUUUCUCCUUAGUGACUUUCACGUUGAAAUGCUGGGUGGUCUUCGUUUAUUGGCUCCAAUAUCUCUACGUCUUAUGGCAGAUAGCUGUCAUAUUGUACGUGAAGUCGCAGCAAUAUCUUUCCGUAAUUUUGUACCGUUGAUGACAUUAAAAGCAAAUCGAAGAAUCGAAGAACAGUCACUUCUGAAAAAUGAUGUGGCAGAUGAAAUAUUUGGUGAUAAUUCUCUUGAUUUGUUGCUAGGUGAUCCUAGUCGUUUACCGGAAUUACGAUUGACUGAUAUUAAAGGAUUAAACGCUUCAACUUCUUUACGACAUUAUCAGCAAGAGGGUAUUCGGUGGAUGUCAUUCUUAGAAGAAUAUGGAUUGAAUGGCAUACUUGCUGAUGAUAUGGGACUUGGUAAAACCCUUCAAACACUGUGUUUAUUGGCAAUGAAAAUCUAUCACAAACCUCAAGCAAAAGUUCUUAUUGUGUGUCCUCCAACUUUGGUUAAUCAUUGGUGUGCGGAAUGGUCGAAAUUUUUUCCAACCUUAUCACCAUUUCAUAAAAUCGAGGAAGGUUAUAGAGAAAAGAGAUUAUUGAUGGAUAAGUCACAGAAAGUCACAGUUAUGUCGUACAACACCGUGCGGUUUUGCACCUGUGUUCAAGAAAUAGAAUGGUACUACAUAAUCUUAGAUGAGGGUCAUAUGAUAAGAAAUCCUACUACGCAGUUGUUCAAAGCUUUAACUAACAUUAAAGCACAAAACCGCCUCAUACUUUCUGGAACUCCUGUUCAAAAUACUCCAGUAGAUCUCUGGUCUCUUUUUCAGUUCCUGAUGCCUGGUUACUUGGGGACAAUCAGACAGUUUAAAUUGACCUUUUUAAAUGCAAUAAAUGGGUCGCGAAAUGUUAACGCUUCCGCUCAGGAAAUAAAGGAAGGUCAGGAUGCGUUGGAACGGCUACAUAAAUCAGUUUUACCAUUUGUUAUGAGACGCCUGAAAACAGACGUUCUUGAAGAUUUGCCUGAGAAGAUUGUGCAAGAUUACAUGUGCAGCAUGACCACGGUACAACGAUUUCUAUACAAUCGCAUUGUCGAUAUGUACCAAUCCGCUCGUCGAAAUUCUACUAAUAAUCGUCCAAGUUUUUGUGCUCUAGAGACCAUUGCUGAACUUCGGAAGUGUACUGUUCAUCCUUCCCUAGUGAGUCACAAAUCCCUGGAAGAUCUGGACUUAGAGAAGCUGAAGGGCUGUGUUGAAGAAUCUGGUAAAAUAAUUGCCUUGCGAGAGCUUCUUAAAGAAUGCGGUAUCGGUUCACGAGAACAUUAUGCACUGUCUGAAGAAUCUACACUACAGGAUAGCGAAAUAUCUCAAACUGGUAACGGUCAUCGCGCGCUUAUUUUUUGUCAACGAUUGUCUGCAGUUCAACUGCUUGUGAAUUUGUUCAGUUCAGGAGAAUUGGGAUCUGAUAUAAGAUUUGCUGUGUUGGAUGGUACGGUACCCGUAAAUGAGAGACAUGCCGUUGCUGAAAAAUUUAAUGUUGAUCCUAGUAUACAUGUACUGAUACUUACGACAAAUAUAGGUGGUGAAGGGCUCAAUUUAACCGGAGCCGAUAUUGUUAUUUUUUUGGAACAUGACUGGAACCCAGUGAAGGACUUGCAAGCUAUGGAUCGAGCUCAUCGUAUUGGACAAAAAUGUGCUGUGAAUGUUUAUCGAUUAAUUACGGAGGGUUCUAUUGAGCAAAAAAUUAUGCGAUUGCAAAAAUUCAAGACAGAUACAGCUAAUGCCCUAGUUGGUGCGGAUAACCGUUCUUUGCAAACAAUGGCGACGGAGCAACUUAUGGAACUUUUUGCGAUAGACGACGUAUCGCCUGGAACUAGUCUUGAUGCAUACUCUCCAAGGAAAUCACGUGAAAGUGAUACGUCGUCAACUUUUGAUAAACAUUCCAAAAGUUCAGAUAUCGGAGAAAAAUUAAGCAUUGAAGAAUUAUGGGAAUUGUCACAAUACGAUCGUUAUAAUGCUUCUUCAAUAGCGCACUCCUUUGAAGUAUCUGGAUGGAAUAACAAUGCUUCAACAGUAAUUUCGAAUACCUCUAAUAAUAGUGGCACUGUUAAUGACAACAUUAAAUGUAAAAAAUCUCGGCUUGAUGAUUAA